Molecule: messenger RNA, 1257 nt
Organism: Microsporum canis CBS 113480
Lineage: Eukaryota; Fungi; Ascomycota; Eurotiomycetes; Onygenales; Arthrodermataceae
Exons: 1
Coding region: 13-1257 (414 amino acids)
Source: RefSeq, a predicted model, not a curated record
AACACCGCAACCAUGGUUUACUCUAAAGCACUUGUUGCCGCUGCUGCUACCUUCAUGGGCCUUGCCAACGCCCAUAUGAUUAUGGAGAGCCCUGUGCCUUUCAACCCUCAGAACCUUGACAGCUCUCCCUUGCUGAGAAGCGGAGGGGACUAUCCUUGCAAAUUUACCCAGAACAAAGAGACUGGUGGCAGUUAUCUCCCUGGCGAGUUCGACUCCAGUAAGAACCAGUUUGCUAUCGGUGAGAAGAUCCCCUUGACCUUUAGGGGCUCUGCCGUCCACGGAGGAGGAUCUUGCCAGGUCAGCCUUACCACCGACAAGUCGCCAACCAAGAACUCCGAGUUCAAGGUUAUUCACUCCAUCCUCGGAGGCUGCCCUGCCAACGUUGACGGCAACCUUCCAGAAGACCCCAACGGGCAUGGGGCAUCCAAGUUCGAGUUCCAGAUCCCACCCAGCAUCGCUCCUGGAGAAUACACUCUUGCCUGGACCUGGUUCAACCGUAUCGGAAACCGUGAGAUGUAUAUGAACUGUGCCCCUAUCAAGGUUACAGGAGGCUCCAAGAAGCGCUGGGAACCUACUCCUAAGCGCGACCCACGCAGCUUGACUCCUCUCUCCAAGCGCGCCGAUAUGCCAAACAUCUUCAUUGCCAAUAUUGAGAUUCCCAGCCAGCCCUACUGUCAAACUGCCGAGGGCAUGGAUGUCAUGUUCCCUGAUAGUGGUGAGUCCGUCGAGAAGGCAGGCAUGCCUAACCGUCUCCAGAAACAGGGUACCGACGUCUGCGCCAAUAUGGGAGGUAGCUCGCCCAAGGCUGGAUCUGGUGACAGUGGAAGCGGAAACGGCGGCAGCGGCGGUGACAAGGGAGGCUCACCUACCUCUGCCCCAUCUACUCCAGCACAAACCGAAGCUCCAUCUCAAACCACAUCUUACGCUGCUGUCCCCUCUGGAACUGCCCCAGCUGGUGACUCCGGCCCUGGAAACGGCGGUAUCUUCCUCCCAGCUCCAAAUACCAACCCAACCGCACCAACUGUGCCAGCUCCAACUGGUACUGGUAUGCCAACCCCACCUAGCAACGGUACCCACGCUGGGCCAUGCACUGAGGAGGGCCAAUGGAGCUGCUCUGGUUCCAAGUACCAGCGAUGUGCCAGCGGUCAGUGGACUGUCUCCAUGGACCUUCCCUCUGGAGUGACCUGUGAAUCCCUUCCAGGAAAGCGUGCCCCAAUGCACCGCCGCCGUGGGCACAACCUUCCUCGCCGUGCUUAA